Messenger RNA from Prorocentrum cordatum, 1746 nucleotides. The record is from the annotation of a GenBank genome assembly. NCBI's taxonomy places the organism in Eukaryota, Dinophyceae, Prorocentrales, Prorocentraceae.
AUGAUGAAGGUGUUCAAGCUCCUGGCCGUCAAACUCCGAGUCACUAUCGUUUUUUCGUGUGACGGCUGCAUUCCUGGAGAGGCGGGCAAGCUCGUGACGCACGCGAUGAUGCUCGGCCAGUCGUUCAAGCCCUUCUUCUCCACGGCAUCGGCGAUGCCGGGACACUGCUCGAGCAUAGGCCUGGCCGUACCACCCGGCCUCAACGUCAUCGAGUGGGGUUCGGAGAUUGUGGUCAAGGGCCUGUACGACACCCAGCAGGCCAAACGGUCGGUAACCAGCAGGACCUCCGCUCGCUUCAGCCUUGCGCCCAACUUUGUGUCACGCAGGAGCGUCGCACUGUCCCGUGCCAGCGAAAGCUCUGGGUUCGUCGGCCAGGCGGACGGUCUCGAGAGCCCCGUGAACUACAGGAAAACCAGCGAGGACAGCAGCGGGAGCGCGGUCAUCGGCAGGAAGCACAGCUCGGAAAGCUUUGCCGCCCUGUCAUCCACGAAGAGUGCCCUCAGCCGGGGGCUGACAUCAAGCUUGACGCAGGUGAUGUCCAUGCUGGCUGAUCCUCAAGAGAAAUUCGCCUUGCGUAGGCAGAAGUGCUUCCCGCUGCAGCUGUGGACGCUCUUGCAGUAUCAGGUCGCCAGCGACCUCGAGGACUCCAUGACAAUCUACAGGCUCAUCGAGACGGUUGGCAUCGGCAUAAUGGCCGGCCUCGUUUGGUUCCAGAAAGGCUCAGUCGACACCCAGACCGCCCUUGGGGAGUCUAUCGGCCUUUUCUUCUUCUCCACCGCGCUCUACACUGUUCCACCUGUGUUUCAGGUGUUGGCCGUUGCGCCAUCAACUGCCAGGCGGGUAAGCCGAGAGCACCUCAGUGGGAUGUACCCGAUUUGCACCUACGUCAUUGCCAUGACCAUAUCCUCCCUCUUCACCGUGGUCAUCUGGGCCCCAGUAUGGCAGAUGAUCGCUUACACUUUCGCGGACUUAGGCCGCGACCCUCAAGCGAUGCUCAGCAUGCAGUUAACGCUCGCGCUGAAUGUCGUCGCUAUGCGGACGGUUGGGUACGCCUUGGCUAUGGUCAUCCCCAGCGGUGCGCUGAACGUGGUCAUCGCAAACUUGUUUGUGCAGAUGUGCAUGUUGACCAAUGGGUUCUACACGAAGUUGCCGUCUUGGCUGCAAGGGAUCACUGUGGUCUCGGUUCCGAGAUUCACAUUCCGCGCCCUUCUGAAGAUCGAGUACUCCUGGCAGGACACUUACGAGGUCCACCCCAUGCACGGCCUCGCCGCCUUCGGGCACCCCUCGCGCUACAUCCCAGCGGAGCUGACGGGGACCUUCCAGCUCAUGACCGAGCGGAAUAUGAAUGUGAUGUCGUCCCCGCAUGAGUCUUCGCCGUUGGUUGAGAUGCUGGUGAUGGUCGGCAUCUCCCUGUCCUUUCUGCUGCUCUUCGCCGUCGCGCUCAUGCGGCAGGUGUGGACGUUGGAAGAGAGGCUCUCCCCACCUAUCGAGGACGGCGACGCAUCCGCCAGUGGAGGCGCCAGUGGAGAAGCCCGCGAGUUGUUGAAUUCGGCAGACCAAGCGCCAACGCUGCUCAAGGCGCCCAACGAUUGCUGGGCACACGAACCUCCUGGGAAACAAGGCCAGUCGAAGCAUGCCGUGGCGGCAGACACUGCGGCGGGGCCGGCCUUGUCUUUCAGCGCGGUGGUGCCCGUAGUCCACUCAGCGGGAGGCGUCGACAUGAGCGACUUCGACGAAAGUGAUUGA